AUGGAGGUCAAUUGCACAUCUGCAAUCAACACAUCGAGCGUGUUCCAGAGUCUCACUCAUCUCGAUAUUGCCGAUCAAUUGUUGCUGGACGAAUCACAAACAGGCUUAGAAGAUCUUCAUUCGUUGAGUCACCUGUUUGUGAUUCUUAUAACCAAGAAGUCAAUCGCGGAGUCUGUGAAGCGCCUUCUCAGUAAUGUACAGCUGCGAGUGCUUGGGUUACGAGUCAUGGAGCCACACAAAGAGGUAAUAUCAUGGCUGAACAAAUAUAGCAUGAACGAUCCUCGAGUCGUGCUGUUGCCGAAGGAAUGGACAUGCUGGGCCAAGCUAGGCCAGGGAAGCAUGUUGGUCUGGGAGUUAGUCGAUGAAAUAUUACAAUCGCCACAACCGAAGGAAGGCACUCCCAAAGAAGCAAAUGCGAUGAUAGGCACAACGGAUGAUGUGACUUUGAACCAUGUGAUAGACGUUGAUCCUCUACUCUGGGUGAUGUAG
This is a messenger RNA of Suillus subalutaceus, 489 nucleotides long. RefSeq lists its product as uncharacterized. The record is from RefSeq and is a predicted model, not a curated record. The transcript is spliced from 3 exons. Lineage: Eukaryota; Fungi; Basidiomycota; Agaricomycetes; Boletales; Suillaceae. The coding region runs from base 1 to 489 and encodes 162 amino acids.